AUUUUUCCGCCGCCAACAUUAGCGAGAUCAGUAAACAAAUGGUAAACAGCUGAUCACCAAAGCAAACCAUCUUCAACUUGGGCGAUGGGAACGAUAGAAUGGAACAGUUAAAAGACAAUUCAGCAAAAACCAGAAUUUCAUGCCGAAAAAUAAAAGUUACCAAAAGAAAUGAAUGCAGGGAACAGAAACAAAUACCGUAAUUCGUACAAAACUUCAAAAUUUGCAGUCUACUCUUUCUAGCCCAUGGCAUAGCAGUAUAAAUAAUUACUAAAUAAUUAAUCAUAAAAUAAUAUCGAAUAAAAGAAUAUUUAUUAAGCAGUAUUUAAGACAACAACUUCUUUUUUGCCAUAAACUGAAAAAGCAGUUACGAAUACCGUGGAAUAAUAAUGUGCGACGUUGAAACAGUAAGAAAAAUUGCGAAAUGUUUGGAGAUGCCUGCCGGUGAGCUUGAACUCAAUGAAGAACAGAUAGUAACACGAACAUGCGGUAAUAAAGUUGUGACUGGCUUUGCUAAUAUUUUGAAUGUAUUAGCUAAAGAAUCUAAUUCGGAUAUUGCUAAGAGUAGUUGCUGCAACCGUGAGGUUGAAGCACAAGUUUAUCAAUGGAUAGAAUUUGCUGUCUUGUACGUGUCUCCCGGCAGUAAAGAUAAACAUAUUGCUCAGCAGCUUUUAAGGGAUUUUAAUAGGUUACUUCUAAAUAAAUCAUAUCUAGUGGGACACUCUCUUACCAUAGGGGAUUUGGCUGUAUUUUAUGCCAUUUAUGAUUUAGUGGAAUCUUUAACGCCAAUUGACAAAGAAAACUACUUGAAUCUCUCUCGCUGGUUUAAUCAUUUGCAACAAAGACCGGAAAUUAGACAAGAUAAAAAAAUAUUAAAUUUCACUACCAUCUAUUUGCAUGGAUGGGCUACGGGCACACAUAUGUAAAACAUCAUACAACUUAUUUUAUAAUUUUCAUAGUCAGCAUCUCAGUGUCCACUUCUUUCUAUUAAUAAUAAUUAUAUAAAAAAACUAAAUAAACUUCGCUAAAGCGGAAGAAAUUAUAUAGAGAAAGUACUAAUAUUUUUUAUUUGUUUAUAAGUUUUUAUUGUUUGUUUUUUUUUUAAUUAGUUACGCAAAU
Glossina fuscipes is the source of this 1116-nucleotide messenger RNA. It is a transcript of the gene AIMP3, whose product is annotated as eukaryotic translation elongation factor 1 epsilon-1. The record is from RefSeq and is a predicted model, not a curated record. Gene Ontology annotation, biological process: positive regulation of DNA damage response, signal transduction by p53 class mediator. The transcript is spliced from 4 exons. Lineage: Eukaryota; Metazoa; Arthropoda; Insecta; Diptera; Glossinidae. The coding region runs from base 387 to 923 and encodes 178 amino acids. Gene Ontology annotation, cellular component: cytoplasm; nucleus; aminoacyl-tRNA synthetase multienzyme complex.